This is a messenger RNA of Culex quinquefasciatus (southern house mosquito), 623 nucleotides long. RefSeq lists its product as uncharacterized. The transcript has 3 exons. Gene Ontology annotation, molecular function: zinc ion binding. The record is from RefSeq and is a predicted model, not a curated record. The coding region runs from base 93 to 623 and encodes 176 amino acids. NCBI's taxonomy places the organism in Eukaryota, Metazoa, Arthropoda, Insecta, Diptera, Culicidae.
GCAGCUUUAAAGUGGGAGUUCGAAGUGUGCGUAUUGGAAUGUGUCAAAUCUGUCAAAUCGGUUAAAUCAAAACACACGUGAUUUUUCGUUUGAUGGAAGUUGUUUUUUGCUGUGAAACAGUUAGAAUGGAGCCAUCCGAGGAGACAAAACGAAGGCUCGCGGCCAAGAUCCAAAUGUGUAAAGGCGUCAACCCAGAUAAGCUGAUAAUGCUGGAAACAGAAGUUCCACUAAAUGUAACCAUAACUGAAAUCUUUCAGUUUAUGGUAAAGGAUCCUUGUCCUUACACAGAAAAAGAAAAAGAUUCUAACAAAGGCAUGGAAGCGAUCUUCUAUUUCAAAAAUGGUUGGGUGAAAAGAGUGAUCGGGAAAAAAAUUGACGACGUUUACGUCGUCCGUGGUGAAGUAAAACACUCGUUUUCACUGAACCAACCACCGCUUCUUCCGUGGGUUGUCAUCAAAGAUGAUGGAACGGUGCUGGCCGCUCACUGUACUUGCGCUAUCGGUUUAUUAGAGUGUUGUAGUCACGUGGGAGCAACACUUUUUUCAUUAGAUGAUUUAAGGGCGAAUGUACUGGAAAAAACUAUCCGUUACCGAUAUUCCAGCGUACUGGAAAACCGUUCCUAA